Seminavis robusta is the source of this 2211-nucleotide messenger RNA. The record is from the annotation of a GenBank genome assembly. NCBI's taxonomy places the organism in Eukaryota, Bacillariophyta, Bacillariophyceae, Naviculales, Naviculaceae.
AUGAUGAAGGCAGCACAGCGAAAGGUUGAAAGCAAGGGAACGGCAUCAUGUGGAGACGAUGAUUUGGAUUUCUUGAUCGAAGUUGUUCAGAAACGAAGCGAAGAAGCUCGUGCCACUAUUGAUACUAGUACCGGUACGAGUACUCAACCAAAGCAAGGUGAGGAGAGGACUGAUUGUGACUUGCCCGUAAGCAAGAAGACAACAAACAAAAAGCCAGAAGGCGAUGUCACUGAGCCGCUCAAAGUAAGUGCUGGUGUCUUGGUUACCGGUGCGGCUAUUAAUAGUAAGAGUGACGCUCUCCCCUCCCAGAUGGAUGACUGUCACUCAAAGGGAGGUACCGGUAGGAAAAGCGACCAAAGCUCUAACUUACUUCAUCGGAUUCUCGAAGAGAGUCAUACCAAUGGAGAAUGGAUUCAGAAUCUCGAAGACCAAGAAGAAGGAGGAGCAAAUACAACGAUUCUUGCGAGACGUUCUCGUCUAAACAACCUUGUAGCUCCCGGUGCCUAUGCCUACUCGCCUGGUGGCUUGGAUUCUCCAAAUACAUCUUUGGACUAUGGAUCCGUCACGUCCCCUGAAAUCGCUACUGAAGACGAAGGCACGUCUACUGGUGUUUCCGUUGACGAUAGCCAACUCGCAAAAGCACGACCGGUGCAGGAAGACGACUUGGAAACUGCUCAGCCAGUACGACUCCAGGAUUUGAAUACCGGUACCUCUAAUAGUCCGCUGAAAGAAGUGCUGCAAAAAGGGGCAAUCCUGCUGAUUCUGGUUUCCGUAGCAUUGGGAAUAGUUAUCCUGGUGGUCCUCCUCUUGCGCGGGGACAGUGACGACACAACGCUGGUUCCAUUGCACCAAGACGACACAUUGACGAUUAGUCCGACUGGGUAUUCGCAGGAUUCACAUAUCAUGUCCCUUCUCCCUGAGUAUACCGUUAGGGAAAUUCAACAGAAACCAGAUUCACCCCAAGCAUUAGCACUUGACUGGAUUCUGAGUGAGAAAAGCCUGUCGAACUACACUGAUGAAAGAAUCAUCCAAAGGUAUUCGCUAGCAGCUCUAUUCUACGCUACGAAUGGACCUUCCAGCUGGGUGUACAAUUCUGGGUGGCUCUCCGAUUCUCAUGAGUGCACCUGGGACAUGAGUGCAGCAGCCUUUGAAGGAUACUUUGGAUACCAAUUCUACAGCCCAUGUCUGCUUGAUGGUACAAAUGCCUCUGGGCCGGGAGAAGUCUAUCAAUAUUUACAUCUGGAAGGAAACGGGUUACGUGGAACUCUCCCUGAAGAGUUGUAUUUGUUGAGCAACUUGAGGGAUCUAAACAUGGGCUUGAACAAUGGCUUGGAAGGAACGUUGUCCACCAGGGUGGGACAGCUUACCGGUUUGCAGGUGCUUUCCUUUGCAACCAGCCCCAUCUCUGGUACCAUACCCACCCAGAUAUCUCAGACUGCUGUGUCAUUUUUGUACCUCUUUAACUGUAGAUUGGAAGGCUCAAUCCCUAGUGAACUUGGCUUGUUGUCAUCGUUGAUUGAGGUGGAUUUGGCUGAGCAACUGCUCAGCUCAAGCAUCCCCUCGGAGCUUGGGCUCUUGCACCAAAACUUGGAGGUGCUUUUCAUUGGGGACCAAGGUUUGACUGGAGAGAUUCCAAACGAACUUGGGAGCUUGACUGCACUCAAGGAAUUCGGCCUCUCCAACAACCUGCUGACUGGGACCCUUUCCUCGGAGCUUGGAUUGUUGCGGAAGGCUCAUUACUUCAGCACAGCUGGCAAUCAGAUAUCGUCAUCCAUCCCCAGCGAAUUCGGGCUGCUCUCAUCCCUCAUUCAACUCGACCUGUCCAGCAACCAUUUGUCUUCAACACUUCCGGUGGAGCUUGGACAACUAGCAGCAAUGCCUCCAAUCAAAAGCUAUGACUCCUACCAUUUCAACCCCCCACGAGAGGCAGGAAAGUUGGUUCGUUUGCGACUGGCCGAGAACAACCUAAGCGGGCCUCUACCAUCUCAGAUUGGUCUUCUGACUCAUCUGGAAUUAAUUGAUCUUCAUGAGAACUUGCUGUCAUCCGCGAUUCCAUCCGAGUUCGGCCUCCUCUCCAACUUGACGACUUUGAAUUUGGCCAACAACUCGCUAUCUGGAACGGUGGAUGAAUCCUUGUGUUUUUUUAGCUCGGUUGCUUUUGAUUGUUCCAGCGAUUUUUGCGGCUGUAACUGUACAUGUGAAUCUAUUUAG